AACUCAGAGCUUCAGAGAGCAAGUCGAAUCCAUGAGGCGUGAGGGUGGAGAGCACUGGUUGUCUUUCUUGAAUGAACUAAAGGUCAGCCCUACACUACAAGACCGUCUUCACAUGCCAUCAGCAAGUGUAUCGUCACAACUGGAAACUCCUUUGCAUGGGGCUUCUCAUGCAGUAGAAAAGAAAGAAAGCAGUAGGAAUUGUAGUCAAACAAUGCUAUCACCGCCAAGACAGCAGGAUUUCAUAACUGGAUGUGGCGUUGCUUGUGAUGCAACAAUUGAGUCAAAACGUUAUGGAAGCCAGCAAAGUUUAUCUUUUGACAACUUGACUUCCAGAUUGGAUUUAGCUGCAGAGAGAAAUGAUGUUUUCAACUUUGGAUUUAGCUCUCAGCUGGAGAACCUGAUCCAUAAUGCUCUAGAACAAAAAUGCGAUAAAUGCGCGCAUCUUGUUACAUCUUGGGUUUCUUCUUUGGCAUGGAGUGAUACUUUGACUUCUGAGAAUAAUUUGCAAGCUCAGGGAGGCGAGCAGUGCAUCUUAACAGUUGAUCGCCAUCAAAUGCUUAUUCUUGAGGUAGGUUUGGACACGGGUUUAACAAGGGCAACAUACUAUCUUCAACACUUGCAGCGUGUGACAGUAGUAGAGAGCAAUGAUCCUGUUCUCAUGUGUGAAUUUCUAUCAAGUGAAAGCCAUUCUCGGUCACUUUGUCAUUGCUACUGUUUCAAAAAGCUGAAGGCAGCUGCACUAGCUUUUUCUCUUGUCUACAACCAUGCAUCCAGAAAAGGGUGGCCUGCUGCUGCAAGGUUAACGCUAGCAAGGUUGGCAAGUCAGAAUGAUGAAAGCAGAUUAUUUAAUUUCUUUCAGCACAAUGUCUCACAAAGGUGUAGUCAUGCAGGAGCAUUAAAUAGAGAAAUUAUUGCUGCAGCACAGAAUGGAGACACUUGCACUGAGGAAAUUCUUGUGUCUUUUAAUGCAUUAUGCCUGCCAUAUUCCAACAUGGAUAGAGAAUUGCCUGUUGCUGUUAUUGUAACCAAUCAUUGUGUUCAUUUAUUGAGAUGCUACAAGGGAGAACGAUCUGACUAUGAAUGGAUGUUUGGGUUGCCAUUGACAUCUCUUCGUCAAGUGGCACUUGGUUUGUUUGAUCAAAGUUUUCGUAUUGAAGCAAGCCAUUUAGGAGCUUCUGGAACAUUUACUAUUCUUACUCGCGAUGGAAGUCUUACAAGUAGUUUUGUUGAAACCAUUCGCAGAGAAGUAGUCCAUGCUCAACAGGGUACUGUGUCUGUGUUUAUGCCUCCAGACGUUGCUGUGCUUGAUCGUUUGCACAACACUCUGUCACAAGAAACAGGAACCACACAACCAUCAACUUGCAGAGACUCUGCUCAACAUGAUCUUGUUCUUUAUAAACUGUUGUUUGAAGUCCUCACAGAUGGAUCACCUGUGGCUCGAACACUUAUAGUUACAUCAGAAGGGAUUUUUCUUUGUGACGAGGAUCUGGUUCACUGGCCGCUGCCAACCUUUGUCUUGAAGGAACCUGCUACACCUCAGUAUGUUGUACUAAAGUACAGACAACUUCAUGACCUAGCCAAUCUUGAACUUAGCCUCAAUGUAAAAUAUGACUUAUUUGACAUUUAUCUUGUCUUUGAUGAUGCUAAAGAAGGUGGAAAGGAAAUGUGGCACUUGAGGACAUCUAGCCAAGCUCACCAGCAGAUGAUUGUUGAUUGCUUGAAGAGACAUUGGAGGGACAUGUACAACACUGACUUGGCUAUAGCUAAACAUAUGAGUAUAGAAUCACCAUCAACUGAUUUAAUUGAUUGCUCUCCUAAACAGAGUGCUCAGUUUGCACUUGACCAACUGAUGCAGUUGAGUUCUGACAAAUUAGUUGAUUUCCUAAGUCGUACUCUAAGCACAGUGGAACAAAUUGUGUACUUUGUUCAGGCUUCGUUUAUGUUGUACACUGCUACCGAAGAGUUUAGUGGGUGUCUCAUCCUUACUUCUACUACUGCAUUGAUUAUCGCAACCAGAUGUAGCUUUCUGUCAGCUCUAAAUUCAACUGUUGAUAUUCAUUGCUUGACAGAACAACUGGCUGCUGUGUCUGUUUCGCUAACAGACUUUGUCCAGGUCACUGUUAGUCUGUUAGACCAGUACGUGCGCAUUGAAGGAAACAACGAGAGACAAACAUUUUCAUGUCUCAUACGAGACAGUCAACAAACAGGGAAGUUGGUGACUAUUUUAAAGCAUCUGGCAGAUGAUGUGACAGUUUUCAGAGAUUCGGAUGCAUGCGGACAUAACUCUAAUGCUUUACAACUGUCACAAUCUCUAGACAAAGAAAGAUCAUUUCCUUUUUCUUCUUUAUCUAACAUCAAAUUUAGUACUCCUACUGAAGACAUGUUAUCAAGUUUAAUUGCUACUUUGAAGGAAAGUACAGUGUCACAGAAUGACAUACCUGUUGUUCAGUACACAUUGCUUUAUGAAUUAGAGGCAAAUGGUAACAAGGUUCCGCGGUCAUUAGUGCUGACUGAUGAAGACAUAUUCUUUCUGAAUGAAGAUUAUGUUCAUUAUCCAGUACCUAGCUUUUGUCGUAGUCCAGUUCUAACUGAUCAGUUUAAGGUAGUCAGCCGUUUCUCAAUCCGAUCUCUAAAGCAGGUUGAAUUCAUUGAUUUUACGAAAAUAAAACGUUUGGGUUUGGUGUUUGCACAAAGUUCACACACUGAUGAAACGAGUGGAGGAACUUUGCAAGAAUCUGAAGUCUUCGAAGGUUUUGUGAAAGUCGACAUUGACGACCACAAUAGUGAGUUACAACUGCCCAAGAGUCUUGUGACUGUCUGGAUUGAAACAGGAUCAUAUUCAGAACGAGAGACUUUGCUGACAAAGCUAAUGGAACAGUACAAUGCCCAACUGCUGAUACCACUUCCUGUUGUAAAGGCAAAGGGGUUAUGACGGUGUGAUAGUUGCAAUUUCUGACAAUGUAGUCUUGUAUUUUAUGCAUAUUUUACAUCAUGUGGAUCAGCUAUUUAGCGAAUUAUAGUGUAUUUUUGCACUGCAUGUUGGCAUUCUUGGCUUUAUGAUUGGCUUUCUGAAGUUUCUACAAGGUUGAAAUAUGGACAGCUAGGUAAUCACAAAUUAUGUUGAUGGUAUAGUCAUUUACCAAUCAACUAUUUAUAAGAAACUGCGCAAAGCUGUGAUUGUAAAGACAGGCACAAAAUGUCUCUGAUGUAAUUUUGUGCCUAAUGUAUUUUCAAGUUUGCACAAGUUGCGUACAUGUGUACAUAUAGUGGUGUUGCUCAAGUUGUGUGUAGACAUGUGU
Messenger RNA from Corticium candelabrum, 3299 nucleotides. RefSeq lists its product as uncharacterized. The coding region runs from base 32 to 2932 and encodes 966 amino acids. The record is from RefSeq and is a predicted model, not a curated record. The transcript has 5 exons. NCBI's taxonomy places the organism in Eukaryota, Metazoa, Porifera, Homoscleromorpha, Homosclerophorida, Plakinidae.